This is a messenger RNA of Bufo gargarizans (Asiatic toad), 1508 nucleotides long. It is a transcript of the gene ANKRD10, whose product is annotated as ankyrin repeat domain 10. Bases 76 to 1284 code for a protein of 402 amino acids. The transcript has 6 exons. NCBI's taxonomy places the organism in Eukaryota, Metazoa, Chordata, Amphibia, Anura, Bufonidae. The record is from RefSeq and is a predicted model, not a curated record. Gene Ontology annotation, molecular function: protein binding.
UAUGCAUUGCUCCUCCCCCAGCCCCGGUGUGUGUGUGUGUGUUUGGCUGCGUGCGCUCUGGUGCUUGCUCUCAGAAUGAUGAUGUCGGUGUGCUCGGAGCCCGGCUUCUCCAGCGAGGAGCUGCUGAACCUCCGCUUUCCCCUACACCGGGCCUGCAGGGAUGGAGACCUCGGCUGCCUUCAGUCUCUGCUUCAAGGCCCCACCGCGCAGCAGCUCGGGAAGGAAGACUCGUGCUACGGCUGGACUCCGAUACAUUGGGCCGCUCACUUCGGGAAGUUGGAGUGCCUGGUACAGUUGGUAGGAGCAGGUUGUUCUGUUAAUGCCAGCACAACUCGUUUUGCUCAAACUCCAGCUCACAUUGCUGCGUUUGGGGGACAUCCACACUGCCUGGUAUGGCUAAUUCAAGCAGGUGCCCAUGUAAAUAAACAGGACUAUGUGGGUGAGACCCCUGUCCACAAAGCUGCAAGGGCUGGUAGUAUGGACUGCCUUAAGGCCCUUGUAUCCAAUGGAGCCCAAAUAAACUUUAGGAAUGCCAGUGGCUUGACAGCGGCUGACCUUGCACACUCCCAGGGCUUUCAAGAGUGUGCGCAGUUUCUCCUUAACCUCCAGAACAGUCAGCUGAACGGUUUUUAUUACAGCAACUCCUUAAAUGGAGUCCACCAAGUCAACUCCCCUAAUCAUUUUAAUGGAGGCACAAUAAGUCGCAAGCGUUCCUUCAAUGAUUUGGAGGCUUAUGCCAUCAAGAAGCUUAGAACUGAAGGAGGCAGCAUUUAUAUCCGGGCUGAUUUGGCUGGAGGGGUAGAAGACGAGAGCAUGCAUGUAGAAAAUCACUCCGAGAUAUCAGAUAUGAAUGGUAGCCCCACUACAUUAACAAAUGGACAAGCAACUAAUGGAUUUAAUGCACCCCUUGGAGACAUGGAAACAAGUUCUGCAAAAUGCCUUCAGUUCUCUCAAGAAAUCAACAAUGUCACGGUCACAAAUGGCAAGACAGAGAGCCCUGAUGAGCAUGGGACUUUUGCUGAAAAUAACAUUGAUGCCAUCAGUCCUCAAGCCUGCGGCUCUUUGCAUGUUAAUGGGAGCCCUAGUAGUUGGGUGAAUCCUAGGCCUUCUUUGGGUGAUGGGGCUGCUGACAUCUUACAGUAUGGAUAUUACCAUGGAUUUGGAGACUCUGCUGAAAGCUUACCAGAGUAUAGUAGUCUUCGGGAACAUUCUGAGUCGGUCAAUGUUGAACAUAGAUAUAAAAGUACAUUCAUAAGCACACUUCACCAGUAUCAGGGAUUUUAAUGGUUAUAUAUCCAUGUGCAAGAAAGGUUAACCAGUUUAUUCCUAAAACCUGGCAUCUAAAAUGCAAACUGUUACAAAGAAAAUUAUCUUUGUCUCCCAUUUAUAUAUACUUUUUUCUAAUUGCGUGGGAAAAAUUGUACGUCAGCAUGUUUGCCUAUAUCAGUAAAUCAUAGUGAAGACCGCGCUGCUCAAAUAAUCCAGAAGGUAUCCAAAAAUAAAGGCAG